AUACACCACGCGAUCACGUUCGCAGUCCCGUGACAAUGACCAACUCGACCAACGGAGCCCCUGCUCAAGAGAAGCGCUUCGGCACUUUGGCCGUCCAUUCCGGCGCUCACCAUGACCCUACGACUGGCGCUGUUAUUGCUCCUAUCUCCCUUUCCACCACUUUCGCUCAGACCAGUGUCGGCAGCCCUGUAGGUAUCUACGAGUACACACGUAGCUCCAACCCCAACCGCGAUAACUUCGAAGAAGCCAUUGCAGCUCUUGAGCACGCUAAAUAUGCCCUCGCAUUCUCCUCUGGUUCCGCAACCACUGCGGUGAUCCUUCAAUCCCUCGCGGCCGGCUCGCACGUCGUCUCAGUUUCCGAUGUCUAUGGUGGAACUCACAGGUACUUCACAAAGGUUGCCAACGCCCAUGGUGUGGAUGUUUCAUUCACCCCCACCAUCGAGUCGGACGUGGAGAAGUUGAUCCGUCCGGAGACCAAGCUCGUGUGGAUCGAAACUCCCUCAAACCCAACUUUGGGAUUGGUCGAUAUUGAGAAGGUUGCUGCCAUUGCUCAUCGCCAUGGAAUCGUCGUGGUGGUUGACAACACAUUCAUGAGUCCCUACGUCCAGAACCCUCUGGAUCACGGUGCCGACAUUGUCGUGCACUCCGUUACCAAGUAUAUCAACGGCCAUUCGGAUGUUUUGAUGGGCGUCGCUGCGUUCAACUCCGAUAGCUUAAAAGAGCGCCUUGGAUUCCUCCAGAACGCCAUUGACUCUCCACUUGCGUGCCCGCGAGGCCACCACCAACGCCACGCUAUCGCCAAGGCCCUCGAGGCUUCCCCCCAUGUUAUCUCCGUCAACUACCCCGGCAUCGAUUCUCAUCCUCAGCGUGCGAUUGCUGUCAAGCAGCACCGCCAGGGUAUGGGUGGCGGUAUGCUCAGCUUCCGCAUCCAGGGUGGCGAGAAGGCUGCUCACCUUUUCUGCAAGUACACCAAGGUCUUCACCUUGGCCGAGAGUUUGGGUGGUGUGGAGAGUCUUUGCGAGGUUCCCGCUAGCAUGACUCACGCCGGUAUCCCCAAGGACCAGCGUGAGGCUGCUGGUGUCUUCGACGACCUGGUCCGCAUGAGCUGUGGUGUUGAGGAUGCAGAGGAUCUCCUGGCCGACGUUCUCCAGGCCCUUAAGAAAGCUGCCGCCUCCGGUGAACAGAACGGCACCGCUUAA
Messenger RNA from Aspergillus nomiae NRRL 13137, 1199 nucleotides. RefSeq names its product cystathionine gamma-lyase CYS3. The record is from RefSeq and is a predicted model, not a curated record. Bases 36 to 1199 code for a protein of 387 amino acids. Gene Ontology annotation, biological process: transsulfuration. Gene Ontology annotation, cellular component: cytoplasm. The transcript has 5 exons. Gene Ontology annotation, molecular function: cystathionine gamma-lyase activity; pyridoxal phosphate binding. NCBI's taxonomy places the organism in Eukaryota, Fungi, Ascomycota, Eurotiomycetes, Eurotiales, Aspergillaceae.